Anthostomella pinea is the source of this 1539-nucleotide messenger RNA. NCBI's taxonomy places the organism in Eukaryota, Fungi, Ascomycota, Sordariomycetes, Xylariales, Xylariaceae. The record is from the annotation of a GenBank genome assembly.
AUGGCGACCAACGACAAGUUUGGCAACGACAUCGAGUCGGGCAGCGAGUCGGGCAACGAGUCUCCCGUCAACGAUGUCGACGAUGUUGAGGAGCUCGAGCAGAAGCCUCUGAAGUCGGCCAUGAAGAAGUCCCCCAUGGCCGCGAUUCCCCCCGUGGAACGCCCGCAUCUGCCUCCUCAGACCGAGCCGAAAGACCUCGACCUUAACUCUCUGACACCCCUCACCCCCGAGAUUAUUGCACGACAGGCCACCAUCAACAUCGGUACGAUUGGCCAUGUCGCUCACGGAAAGUCCACCGUCGUUAAAGCCAUCUCCGGCGUACAGACCGUUCGUUUCAAGAACGAGCUGAUCCGGAAUAUUACUAUCAAGUUGGGAUAUGCGAACGCCAAGAUCUACAAGUGUGACAACCCCGAGUGCCCCCGGCCUGGAUGCUUCAGGAGCUACAAGAGUGAGAAGGAGGUCGAUCCGCCUUGCGAACGGGAGGAGUGCAGUGGAACAUACCGGUUGUUGCGCCAUGUCUCUUUCGUUGAUUGCCCUGGUCACGACAUCCUCAUGAGCACCAUGUUGUCCGGUGCUGCCGUCAUGGACGCUGCCCUGCUACUCAUCGCAGGCAACGAAACAGUGCCCCAGCCUCAGACCUCCGAGCAUUUGGCGGCUAUAGAAAUCAUGAAGCUGGACAAGAUCAUCAUCCUUCAGAACAAGGUCGACUUGAUGCGCGAGGAAGCCGCGCAACAACAUUACCAGUCAAUCUUGAAGUUCGUGCGAGGAACGCCUGCUGCCAAGUCGCCCAUCAUCCCCAUCUCUGCCCAGCUCAAGUUCAACAUUGAUGCCAUCAACGAGGCUAUUGUGAACACCAUUCCUGUACCGCCCAGGGACUUCACUAUAGAGCCUCACAUGAUGGUCAUUCGGUCGUUUGAUGUUAACAAGCCGGGUGCGGAGAUUGAGGAGCUGAAGGGUGGUGUUGCCGGUGGCAGUAUCCUGCACGGUGUGCUGAAGCUGGGCGACGAGAUCGAGAUCAGACCGGGCAUUGUCAGCCGUGAUGACAAGGGUGCACUCAAGUGCAAGCCCAUCUGCAGUCGCAUUGUGUCUCUGAACUCCGAGUUCAACGACCUAAAGUACGCUGUACCCGGUGGUCUCAUUGGUGUCGGUACACGGAUCGACCCAACUCUCUGCAGAGCCGAUCGUCUGGUGGGCUUCGUGCUCGGUCUCAAGGGCCGUCUCCCUGAGAUCUACAGCGAGAUCGAGGUCAACUUCUACCUGCUCAAGAGACUGCUUGGUGUCCGUACGGCAGACGGCAAGCAAGCCAAGGUUGCCAAGCUACAGAAGAACGAGGUGCUGAUGGUCAACAUCGGUUCUACUUCUACCGGUGCUAAGGUCGCCGCCAUCAGGCAGGAUGCCGCCAAGCUGUCGCUGACGAGCCCGGCCUGUACGAACCUGGGUGAGAAGAUCGCGCUGAGCAGACGUAUCGAAAAGCAUUGGCGUCUUAUCGGUUGGGCCACUAUUACUGCCGGUGUCACACUCGAUCCCAGCGAUUCAUGA